Messenger RNA from Prunus armeniaca (apricot), 393 nucleotides. The record is from the annotation of a GenBank genome assembly. NCBI's taxonomy places the organism in Eukaryota, Viridiplantae, Streptophyta, Magnoliopsida, Rosales, Rosaceae.
AUGGGCAGAGUACAAGAGGCAUGCAGAGGAGUUCAUAUGCGCGUGCAUUCAGAGAGGAAGCUACAACGUGAACCGGACGCCCGGUGGCUUGCUCUGCACGCCUCCCUCAACUGCCCUGCCGGCUCUGCUACCCCAUCUGAUCUCAUUGCCUCUAUCAAAUCACAGGUGGGUUAUAUCUUGGGGGUUUCGAACCUGAUAAACAUGAGUUACAUGGUUGGAUUCGGAAACGGAGGAAAUUAUCCGAAGCAGAUUCAUCACAGAGGAGCAUCAAUGAUAUCAAUCAAGAAGGACGCUAUACCUGUGACAUGCAAAGGUGGCUUCGAGGAAUGGUUCCACAAAAACGCGCCCAACCCCAACGUGCUGGACGGAGCCGUUGUGAGCCCACAACUGUGA